GUCAGGAUGGCUAACUGGUUGGCUCCCCACAUGGUGCCCGACAUCUACAUCACACCUUAAAGAAGCCGAAGAGAGAAUUUUAAAAUGUGUCCCCAGCACAUACAAAAAGGAAUCUGUUCGUAUAUCUAAUGGAAAUAAAAUAUGGACACUGAAGUUCUCCCAUACUAUUUCCAAUAAGACUCCACUCGUGCUCCUCCAUGGAUUCGGAGGAGGCCUCGGACUCUGGGCACUGAACUUUGGAGAUCUUUGCACCGACAGGCCCGUUUAUGCUUUUGACCUACUGGGCUUUGGACGAAGCAGUAGACCCAGGUUCGACAGUGACGCGGAGGAAGUGGAGAAUCAGUUUGUGGAAUCCAUUGAAGAGUGGCGGUGUGCCCUGGGAUUGGACAAAGUGAUCUUGCUUGGGCACAACCUGGGCGGGUUCCUGGCUGCUGCGUACUCACUGAAGUACCCAUCGAGGGUGAAUCAUCUCAUUUUAGUGGAGCCUUGGGGUUUUCCUGAGCGACCAGACCUUGCUGAUCAAGACAGACCAAUUCCAGUUUGGAUCAGAGCCUUGGGGGCAGCACUGACUCCCUUUAACCCACUAGCUGGCCUCAGGAUUGCGGGGCCCUUCGGUCUAAGUCUAGUGCAGCGUCUAAGGCCCGAUUUCAAACGGAAGUACUCGUCCAUGUUUGAGGACGACACCGUGACAGAGUACAUCUACCACUGCAACGUCCAGACUCCCAGUGGUGAGACGGCAUUCAAGAACAUGACUAUCCCUUAUGGGUGGGCGAAGCGGCCCAUGCUCCAGCGGAUUGGGAAAAUGCACCCUGACAUUCCGGUUUCGGUGAUCUUUGGCGCCCGGUCCUGCAUCGAUGGCAACUCUGGCACCAGCAUCCAGUCCUUGCGGCCACACUCCUACGUGAGGACGAUAGCCAUUCUUGGAGCAGGGCAUUACGUGUACGCAGAUCAGCCGGAGGAGUUCAACCAGAAAGUGAAGGAGAUCUGUGACACAGUGGACUGAACACACCGAGGCCCCGCGGGACACCUGCUGGCCAAGACCACUCGGCAGGAGCCCACAGUCCGCAGCGAAGCGUGAAGGAGACAGCGCGGAGCCAGCAGCCUCCUCGGCUGCUCGUUAACAGUUUUCUUUAGAAGCCACUUGCACGUUGAAACCAGGUAGUGCCUUCUAGAAGGACGGUUUUCCUUUCCUCUACACAGCACUGGGAGUCACCAGUCUCCAGCUAACAGCUUUAAAUAAAAGGUUUUUUGUCCCUUCAGUGUACUGAAAUACACUUUUUCAACGGAAAUGUUUUUCAUUUUUAUCUAACUUUGCUGGUCGAGUACUUUUUGUAUCGCAGUGUGUAUUGCCAACGUGAAGAGCAAUUCUUGGGCCUGUUACGUCACAUACUCUAAGGUGGCCCUCACUGCCUGUGCCUGCAUGUGUUCCCCACAUCUGAGAACUGAUAGCGUUAACCCAAAUGCAGCUUGCCUUACAUAAACAUUGUCAGUUAUUUUAUGAAACGACAAGACAGGGUUUUGGUUAAAAGAGUGGGAGUUGAUCACUAGCAUUGAUUUUUCUGGCUUUCCUCUGUUUUAUACUCAAAGCUGCUAUGCCAUGCCCAGCAGCUUAGACCUGACCCAUCCAGACACAGUCUGCAGCAGCACAGCUCCUGGGAGCCCUGUGUGACGCGGCCCCAGGAAGCCCGGCCUCUGUGUGUAAGGGCUUCAGUGUUGGAAAGCCGCACCUACCGAUGGACCAGAAGAGUCGCGACGUGUUCUAUGCACAGAUGACUCAUGACUUUUCCCAUGACCCAGUCAAAGCCCGUCUCCUCACCCCCUGCCCCUUUUCCGUGAACCGAGAUGUGGCAGGCAGUAACAGGUGCCCACACUUACGGGGCUGUUAUGUGUGACUGCUGCCUUCCAGGAGGUCAGGUCUUAUCACGUGCUCAUUAAGACUUGACUCCUGUAGAUCGGUGCUAAAACUGGGAUUUAUUUUUACUAGAAUAUAAAAAUGGGUAGUGCUAUUACAUCUCAUGGCACCAGAAAUGAACCAGCACCGAGGUGGUUUUUACUAAGAGUGCUGUGUUGAUGAGCUCCUUCACAAACUUGAAGUUGUAUUAGAAAAAUUCUGUAAACGUGAUUGAACUAUUCAACAGUAACUACCAUUAAGGGUAGCAUUUUCUUGUGGUUAUAAAAUGGUAGAAACUUUUUUGAAACUGGGAAAAAGUUCCACGAGGUACCUGGCGGCUGAGAACCACCCCCCCACCCCCCACUCAC
Tupaia belangeri chinensis (Chinese tree shrew) is the source of this 2259-nucleotide messenger RNA. RefSeq names its product abhydrolase domain containing 5, lysophosphatidic acid acyltransferase (gene ABHD5). Gene Ontology annotation, cellular component: lipid droplet; mitochondrion. The record is from RefSeq and is a predicted model, not a curated record. Gene Ontology annotation, molecular function: lysophosphatidic acid acyltransferase activity; carboxylic ester hydrolase activity. NCBI's taxonomy places the organism in Eukaryota, Metazoa, Chordata, Mammalia, Scandentia, Tupaiidae. Gene Ontology annotation, biological process: positive regulation of triglyceride catabolic process; phosphatidic acid biosynthetic process; negative regulation of triglyceride storage.